AGAAAAAUUAGGUCACUCCCUCCCGCUCCCAAUUUUGGUUUCAAUUAACUUUUCAAAUAUCGCACUCCAAGGCGGAAGCCACCGUCGAGCCGCCAUGACGGACGCCACCGCCGUUGACUCAGCAUCGAACGGCGAGCCCAACCAGAAGCGAACUAGAGAGGACAACGUUGACGAAGAAAACGGCGUUUCGAAGAAGCAGAAGGUGGAGGCAGAAGAAAAACGUUCGAACGGAGAGGAUGAAGAAGAGAAGAAGAAACCCUCAGGUCCCGUGAAAUUGGGGUUCAAAAACUUCGCUUCUUCCGUCGAAAUGUUCGAUUAUUUCUACAAUCUCCUUCAUACCUGGCCCCCCAAUCUCAAUCUUAACAAGUAUGAACAUACAAUGUUACUGGAAUUGCUUAAGAAGGGCCAUGCAGAGGGUGAUGAUAAGAUUGGAGGAGGAAUCCGUGUUUUUCAAGUCCGGAAGCAUCCAAUGUGGAAAAGUAGGUGCUUCUUCCUCAUCAGAGAGGAUGAAUCUGUUGAUGAUUUUAGCUUCCGCAAAUGUGUGGAUCAUAUUGUUCCCUUGCCAGAAGAGAUGCAGGUGAAAGCUGAUGCAAACAAGGCAUUGGGUGGAGGAAAGCGUCAUCAUGGGAGAAAGGGAGGGUCCAAACAUUGAUUGCAAUGGUGAAUGCUAGUUUUUUGUUGUUGCUAAAAAUCAAAUGUCUAGUUUCAUGUCUACUUGGCAUUUGGCAAGCUUAUUUCAUGAUACCUGCUGACUGUAGCUGUUGUAUACUUCAGUUUCUGACCUUUUUAGUAUAACCAUUAAGCACUUUUAUUUCUUUCCUAA
Molecule: messenger RNA, 823 nt
Organism: Cajanus cajan (pigeon pea)
Lineage: Eukaryota; Viridiplantae; Streptophyta; Magnoliopsida; Fabales; Fabaceae
Product: protein EMBRYO DEFECTIVE 514
Biological process (GO): chloroplast organization; chloroplast rRNA processing; nucleologenesis
Cellular component (GO): nucleus; chloroplast
Source: RefSeq, a predicted model, not a curated record